Molecule: messenger RNA, 542 nt
Organism: Meloidogyne enterolobii
Lineage: Eukaryota; Metazoa; Nematoda; Chromadorea; Rhabditida; Meloidogynidae
Source: the annotation of a GenBank genome assembly
GCAUGUCACAACAUGAUCAACCGCCGAAGGAUGGAGAUCUCUACGAUCAGCCACCGCCAGUAGCGCCGGGGAAGCAAGCAGACAGCCAACUCUACGAUCAACCGCCACCAGCUGACGAAAAGGAGAAUAAAGGAAAACAACAAGCUAAGAAACCAGCCGAGAAAAACGGGGAUUAUGAGGUCAUCACUGAUGAAGAAAUUAACUCGAUAAUUCUGUCGGUCAAACCAAAGCAAAAACCAACGGGUAAGCAAAAGGAAAAGAAAAAAGAAAAGCAACAUGGCAAAUCUGACACUCCAAAGCGUCAGACUGCAUCUGCUCCAAAGAAACCCUCUAAGGAGAAUGCUGAUGUGGAAAAACCUGCCAAAGCACAACAAACAGCUCCUCAGCCAAAACCGAAAAAGAGCGUGAAGGUAAAGAGCAAAUGUGGCAUCGUAUCUUCGGUCAUUCUGACGCUUCUGACUCUUGUGCUUGCUAUAGUCACUUCACUGGCGGCAUUUUGCCAAUUAGAAGAGACGAUUCCAAAAGAAUAUCCGUGGUUCUAA